CUCGGGCCGUGCUGGGGCCGCCCCUGCGCCGCACGCACUGCCCUGCGUGCCGGGGCCCAGGCGCAGAGCCGCACUGCAGACUGGGCUGGACACAGUAGCAGCAAUGCUGCAGCUGCCUCUCUCCUAGCGUUGAGCACGGCUGAUAUAACAUGGGGUAUCCCAGGCGCUGGCCGGGGGCUGCCCUUGCCCUCCUGCUGCUACCGGUGCUCAACCUCCUGGCACUCUGCUUGGCAGCACUGGAGGAACUGCACCCCACCACUGACGGGCAGCAGCGAGCAGUGUGCACCCUGCAGGAGGGGGAGAGUCGUAUCUUCACCUGCUGGGUCCCCCGGCCAGUCCCCGGUGCCACACUGGCCUGGUACCUCAACGGUCAGAAAAAGGAAGUCAACCUCUCGACUGCGGACACUGCCAGCAUCCUCACCCUCACUGGCCAGCGCUCUGACCACCAGCUCAACUGCUCCCUGACCAACCUGAACUCCAGUGAGACCUACAACACCUCCAUCCUUCUCAAUGUGCAGUGUAAGACCUGCGGUGCCGGCCUGCUCCAGACUGGGAUGUGGGGAGGGCAUGUGGGGCUCCCAUCCAGCUCGGGCAGGACCAUAACCCACACCCAUCACAGCCAUAGCAGGGCAGCAUCUUGUCAGUCCUGUGCUAACGAGGUAGAUAAGCACUCCUGGACCCAAGCGAAACAAAUCCUGUUCCUAGCUUUGUUGCCCCUAUCCCUCUUGCCCAUCUCACUGCCUGUUUUUUACCCAGAUAAGCCAGGGAUCCUGCAGGAAGGCACCCACUACCAGCAGGUCAAGGGUGCUGGCCUUCUCCUGGUGCUCUUUGUGCUGGUGCAAGCCAACCCACCCAGCAGCAUCACCUGGGUGGACCAAGAUGGACAUGUGAUGGCAAACACCUCCAAGUUUCUCCUGCUGGGUGCCACGAGCUAUCCAGGGCUGGCCAACCACACAUUCCACAUCCAUCUCAGCUGCACAGCUGGAAACCUCUCUGUCAGUGCAGCCAACAGUGUGGGCAUCACCACUGCCUCCCUCCUGCCCACAGGUCUGCUGGAUGCCCGUGUGGAGCUGCCUGCCUUGGGUGUUGCCAUUGGAACAGCCCUGGCCAUAGCUGCCCUGCUCAGCCUGGGCUCCUGUGCUGCCUGCCUGGCGUGCCGCUUGCCCAAGCUUGUGAGAGGUCCAGGGCAAGCAGGAGGGAAUGGCCCACCCAGCCAAUGCUCCCACUGCAGCAGCUCUGAGCCCCCGCAGCCCCAGAGCACACGUCUGCCCCGCCAGACCCAGUCCCUGCCACCCAACCUGCGCCUUGGUGACCUCACACAGGAAAAUGGAGCUUCCCCCAAGGAUGCAGGAGCCAGUGCUAGGGGAGAAGAGAGUGCCCUGCUGGGACUGGAAAACUCCCUGGUCCUCAGCAAACCUGGUAAGGGGAGUAGGUGGGCAAGCAGCCCCAAAACAUGUUGUGGGACAUGGAACUCCGUGGCUGCCUCAACAGGCAAUGAGUUCUUUGUCCUGCAGGUUUUGUCCAGCUCCCAGUGUCCGGGCGCAUCUACAAAGUGCCCAGCAUGAGCAGUGAUGAGAUCUGGCUGUGAGCUGCAGUGUGGUGCCAGAGAGCCAGGGCUGCCCGGCACCAGGUACGUACCAGCCCCUGGAGCCCAGCAGCUGAGGGUGCCAGGAAGGCUGUGAUGGGAAGUGAGAGCAAACCAGCCCCAGCUCUGUGCUGUGCUAUGCUAUGCAGUGCAGGGCUUGGGAGCUGUGCUGUCAGCCAGGGCAUGGUUUUAUGUAGUCCAUGAACUUUACCAAUAUUCUGUUAUGAUCAAAAUGCAUCAAAGCUGUUUAUAGCCAGGUUCUAGCACUGCAGUUCCUCCUAAGGUAAAGCCAAGCACCAGCUUUGCUUUAGCAGGUUUGUGACUUGCUGCAUGAUCCUCUUUGCCCCUGUCCCUGCUGCUGUGGCAGACGGGUGGGAGGUUGGCGGAGCAGGGACCGGGGAGAACCAUCCCAACAGCAAUAAACCGAAUUCACGCAUCUGUGUGGUGCCGACAGGUUAUUUCUGCUUGGCAGCAGUGACGGGACUGUUCUCAACAGGAAAGGGGGUUCAAUAACAAGGA
This is a messenger RNA of Prinia subflava (tawny-flanked prinia), 2104 nucleotides long. RefSeq names its product transmembrane protein 25 (gene TMEM25). Bases 150 to 1565 code for a protein of 471 amino acids. Gene Ontology annotation, biological process: negative regulation of excitatory postsynaptic potential. The record is from RefSeq and is a predicted model, not a curated record. The transcript is spliced from 5 exons. NCBI's taxonomy places the organism in Eukaryota, Metazoa, Chordata, Aves, Passeriformes, Cisticolidae.